AGGGUUUUACCUAUGAAGGGGUAAAGUCGUCAAAUCAGUCACGCAAAAAUCCACUACUUGAAGAAGAAAUGGAGAUUUUUCUGCUUCAUCUCUCCGCAACUCUAAAAUAUUCACUUCCGAGUGAUGGGGAAGGAUUCCAAGUCGGCGGGAAAAGGCAAGGCAAAGGCAGCCGGGGGCAGUGACGAUGCUGGAUCGAAGGGCAAAGCAAAAGGAGGGAAAUCGGAUGGUUUAGGAACUUGCACAUAUGUUAAAGCUAGACAUGUCUUGUGUGAGAAGCAAGGAAAGAUCAAUGAAGCCUAUAAGAAGCUACAGGAUGGCUGGCUCAGUAACGGAGACAAAGUUCCACCCGCUGAGUUUGCUAAGAUAGCUGCAGAAUAUUCGGAAUGCCCAUCGGGGAAGAAAGGUGGGGAUCUAGGAUGGUUCCCACGUGGUAAGAUGGCUGGUCCGUUUCAGGAGGUGGCGUUUAACACACCUGUAGGGGUGACCAGUGCGCCAUUUAAAUCAACGCAUGGCUACCACAUUAUCUUGUCUGAAGGGAGGAAAAACUGAGAUGCAGCUGAAUCAUAUGCUGAUCAUUAAACUUUAGCUUUUAGGCAGAAACUAGUGAACUGCAGUUGUUUCUGCCAAGUACAAUUUGUUCACUUUAUGGCAAACUGUGGAUCAUUAUGUAAACGCUCUUUUGGUUUGUGAGUUUUGCCUUUUUAGGGCAACAACAUUUACCAUGGUUAAAUAAACUCUCUUUUUGGUUUGUGUGCAA
Molecule: messenger RNA, 757 nt
Organism: Salvia hispanica
Lineage: Eukaryota; Viridiplantae; Streptophyta; Magnoliopsida; Lamiales; Lamiaceae
Product: FKBP-like peptidyl-prolyl cis-trans isomerase family protein
Biological process (GO): rRNA processing
Molecular function (GO): DNA binding; peptidyl-prolyl cis-trans isomerase activity
Source: RefSeq, a predicted model, not a curated record